Molecule: messenger RNA, 1607 nt
Organism: Brassica oleracea var. oleracea
Lineage: Eukaryota; Viridiplantae; Streptophyta; Magnoliopsida; Brassicales; Brassicaceae
Exons: 1
Coding region: 261-1514 (417 amino acids)
Source: RefSeq, a predicted model, not a curated record
CCCAUUUACGAUCCAAACAUAACCAGCACUUCCAUCUCUCAUCUCCUCUCUCAUAGCUUCACUCGUCAUCAGAAGCUUCCCUUCUCUUCUUACAAAUCGCAUUUCACUCCUUUUCACGAUACAGAUGCUCCCGCAUACCAAAUUUGAUUUCUUUGGCAGAGAAUCAUACACGUAGAUGAAUUAAAGACCCUAUGUUUCUUCGGGUCAAGAGUUGCAUUCAAACUGUUCGUUGAAAUUCCCAAUAGAGAAGUCGCUUCCAAAUGUUGGGUAAUGUACAUCACAUAACAAGGCAUCUAAACUCUCUACUCUGUUUCAGGGCAAGCCCAGGUCGCUUCUCCCGUUCAGUCAAUGCCCUGUUUCAUUCUUCUGUUGGUUCCCAAGAAGAAGCACUGCCUUGCGAAUGGUACAGAAACAAACUCUCGGUUCUGACAAAACUAACACGUGCGUUGCAAGACGUUGAUUUAGUCGAUGGGAAGCUCGAGGACAUCAAUGGCGUAAUCGUCUAUGAUGACGCUAUCAAACAAAAGAUGCAAGCUUUCAAGUCUUUAGCUAGAAUCUUCGUUGGGUCUCCUUCACUUCAGCAGAAGCUCAAGCAACAGGGACGAGGGCGCUUAGCUUUCGGUACUGCAAGCGAAAGAGAGCCGUUUCUGGUGAAUUCACUGACCAAAGUUUGCAACUUUCUUGACAUCUCUUCGCAGCAGAGGAAGAUGGUGAGGUGCACAGUGUGUUCGCAGGUGACUCAGUAUCGUAUCUGGAGAGGUGCUCUCGAAGAUAUACUGAAUAAUCUCAAGGAAGAAGUUGAUUGGUUACUCGAACAUAGCGAGGAGAAGAAGACACAAGGCGCGAAGUUGGGCCAGCAAGUGAUUUUGUCUUGCCUCAAGUUCUUAUCCGAGUCAUCGGUUUCUUAUGAAGUCGAGAGCUCGACUUCUUGGAUGCGGCCUGUGCCAGCUCGUUACGCAAAGGCGAGCGCCUCUGCGAAGUGGGAAGAUGUUCUCGACAUGGUGAAUGAUCUGAGAAGGUACCUCCUCGAGCAUGACUUUUACCAUCUGGAGAAGCUUUUGUCGAUGAAAGAAGGGCUUCUACAGAUCAAAGACGUGUUUCUGGACAACACUAUUGGAUUCAGAGAGGUUAGACACCAAGAGCACCUCGUGCAUAGAAAGCUUUCGAAGAUGCUGGGAAGUCCUUCGCCUUGUUUGUUCACUCUCCUCGUGUAUUUUCUCUACGGCAGUGUGCGUGACAUCGAGGUUGAUCUCUGCGGAGGGUUCUACAAGGAGGAGAAGGGGGAGUUCUUUUGCUUGAGCAUGGGGAGGAUCUUGACCUCAGCGGAUGAGAAAAUGGUUCGGAGAGGGGUUAAGCAGUUAGAUAGAGCUUUAGGUCUGUUUGAGUUUGUGUGGGAGACAGCAGGAAUGAAAGAGACUCUUAACCUGCAAGGACAUUUAUGGUGCCUUGGAGCUGAAGAAAAGACCAUCACUUAUCGUGGGAAAACAUUCUAUCUACAUGACCUUAGUCUAUGAAGUUUUGUGCUUUUGAGAUGAACAAUGUAAACUUAAAUUAAAUACAAAGAGUUUGAUAUAUAUAUGUUUCAUUGCUUCCAAGCUGUUUAAAGG